Molecule: messenger RNA, 214 nt
Organism: Ambispora leptoticha
Lineage: Eukaryota; Fungi; Glomeromycota; Glomeromycetes; Archaeosporales; Ambisporaceae
Source: the annotation of a GenBank genome assembly
UCAGGAACAAAUCACUAAUUUACAACAAGAAGUUCAAUAUUACCAAACUCUUUAUGAAAAGAGGGUUGAAAAGGAUCUAGCCAACCAAGGACAUCUUUCAAACUUAGAAAAUAAAAUAACUGCUUUAGAAAAACAAUUAUUUAGUUUAGCCAAACAAAAGAUUAAAGGGAAAAAGGAAGCCGAACAAUUAUUAAACAAUUUAGAAACUAACUGA